Molecule: messenger RNA, 483 nt
Organism: Prorocentrum cordatum
Lineage: Eukaryota; Dinophyceae; Prorocentrales; Prorocentraceae
Source: the annotation of a GenBank genome assembly
AUGGUGGCUUCUGCGAGGAGCGAGCCCCACAUACCAGCGGCGCCGAGUCUGCCGACGACACCGCCGCCCGAAACGACGUCUCGGGCAUCGGCGGAGACACGGACCAGCCUUCCUGCGUCCCGCAGCUGUUGUUUCGGCCCUCCAGGGCCGAGCGCCCACCAGCAGUGGCACGACGAUAUCUCGGACUCGCUCCCCGGAGGCGCCCCUCUGGUGAGCGACGUGGAGGCUUGCCAGGCGCUCUGCUGCAGGCACGCGUGCCGGUCGCUGGACGCGCGGCCCGAGGACGGCGCCGUGAGGUGCCGCCUCGCCAGCUCGGUGGCGGGGUCGCUGGAGGGCGGCCCGCUCGUCGAUGCCGUCGACGGCUCCGGCUACCAGGAUCGGGGAUGGCGGAGUGCGCGCCCGAAGGUGAGAACAGAACGGAUCAGAGCAACUCCGGGGUGCCGGGGCCGACUGCGAAUUCGACGGUGGAUGGCGGAGAGGUGA